UAAACUUAACAUGGGAUUACCAAGAGGAGGUCGUGGUGGCUUCAACCCAAGAGGAGGUAGCAGAGGAGGCAGCAGAGGUGGCUUCAGAGGUGGAGCUCGCGGAGGCAGAGGCGGCAGAGGUGGCCGCGGAGGUAGAGGCGGUCGUGGUGGCCGUGGCGGCAGAGGAGGUGUCGGUAUGAGAACUGGCAUCCAGGUCGUAGUUGAGCCUCAUGAACAAUUUGAGGGUGUUUUCAUUCUUAGAGGCAAGGAAGAUGCACUCUGUACCAAAAACUCCACUCCAGGAGAAAGUGUGUACAAUGAAAAGAGAGUCAGUGUUCCAGGAGAAGAAGGAGAGAAGACUGAAUAUAGAGUAUGGAACCCAUUUAGAUCCAAGAUUGCUGCAUCUAUUGUUGGAGGUGUUGAAAAUAUUUUCAUCAAGCCAGGAUCUAAAGUACUUUAUCUUGGAGCCGCUUCAGGAACUACCGUCUCACAUGUCUCAGACUUGGUAGGACCUGAAGGUGCUGUGUAUGCCGUUGAAUUCAGUAAGAGAUCUGGAAGAGAUUUAGUAAAUAUGGCUAAAAAGAGAACUAAUGUGGUUCCAAUUAUUGAAGAUGCCAGACAUCCUAAAAAGUAUAGAAUGCUUGUACCAAUGGUUGAUGUUAUUUUCGAAGAUGUUGCUCAGCCAGAUCAAUCAAGAAUUCUAGCUCUUAACGCAGAAAUGUUCUUGAAAAACCGUGGACACUUCGUUAUUUCCAUCAAAGCCAACUGUGUUGACUCUACUAAAGCCCCACAGCAUGUAUUCGCUGCUGAGGUUCAGAAAAUGAGAGAAUCUAAAUUCAGACCAAUGGAGCAAAUGACUCUCGAGCCUUAUGAAAGAGAUCACUGUGUCGUUGUUGGAAUGUACAGACCAAGCGCUGAGGACUUCCCACAGGACCACAAAUAAACUUAUCAU
Molecule: messenger RNA, 931 nt
Organism: Moneuplotes crassus
Lineage: Eukaryota; Ciliophora; Spirotrichea; Euplotida; Euplotidae
Source: the annotation of a GenBank genome assembly